Molecule: messenger RNA, 804 nt
Organism: Micromonas commoda
Lineage: Eukaryota; Viridiplantae; Chlorophyta; Mamiellophyceae; Mamiellales; Mamiellaceae
Exons: 1
Biological process (GO): protein phosphorylation
Molecular function (GO): ATP binding; protein kinase activity
Source: RefSeq, a predicted model, not a curated record
AUGGAGAAGUAUGAGCUCGGCAAGCAGAUCGGCCACGGCAACUACGGCACCGUGCACCUCGUCACCCACGUCGCGGAGCGUCGCCCGUACGUGGUGAAGCGCAUCCCGGUCCACAAGAUGAAGGAACAGAGCGAGGCUUUGCGCGAGGCGCAGCUGCUGUCCAGGCUGCGCCACCCGAACAUCAUAGCUUACAAGGAGUCCUUCCUGUGCGAUGACAACAAGACCCUGUGCAUCGUCACCGCAUUCGCGGAGGACGGCGACCUGUUCACCCACAUCUCGCGCGCGAAAGCCGCUCGCCGGUAUUUCCCAGAGCGGCAGGUGCUGGACUGGGUCGCCCAGAUCGCACUCGCGCUGGACCACAUCCACGGCAUGCGCGUCAUGCACCGCGACCUGAAGACCCAGAACAUCUUCCUCGGCCGCGGCGGGGUGAUCAAGCUGGGCGACUUCGGCAUCAGCCGGGUGCUGGAGCGAACAGACGACUUUGCCACCACGGUGACGGGCACGCCCUACUACCUCUCCCCGGAGGUGUGCACCAACCAGCCGUACACGCUCAAGAGCGACGUGUGGGCGUUCGGGUGCGUGGCGUACGAGAUCGCCACCCUGCGCCACGCGUUCGCCGCCGAUUCGCUGCUGAGCCUCGUGUACCAGAUCGUCAACGGCACGUGUCCGCCGAUACCCAAGGAGAGGUACGACGUCCGGUUUGCCAAAAUCGUGGCGAGGACGCUGGAACGAGACCAUCGACGCCGUCCGGACAUCGCGACCGUGCUGCAGAGCGAGCUCAUGCAGGAGCACCUGCGGAGGAUG